Pongo pygmaeus (Bornean orangutan) is the source of this 2918-nucleotide messenger RNA. RefSeq names its product very long chain fatty acid elongase 6-like. Gene Ontology annotation, cellular component: endoplasmic reticulum membrane; endoplasmic reticulum. Gene Ontology annotation, molecular function: fatty acid elongase activity. The transcript has 2 exons. Gene Ontology annotation, biological process: sphingolipid biosynthetic process; fatty acid elongation, monounsaturated fatty acid; fatty acid elongation, saturated fatty acid. NCBI's taxonomy places the organism in Eukaryota, Metazoa, Chordata, Mammalia, Primates, Hominidae. The coding region runs from base 1247 to 2038 and encodes 263 amino acids. The record is from RefSeq and is a predicted model, not a curated record.
UCAUUUUAAUUAUUCUCAUUUUCUGUUAUAAGCAAAAAAGGCUUAUUGCAUGGUAUCAAGUAUUUGCGAAGCUCAAAAUAACAUUUGCAUCCUAAGCAUCUAUUAGCUCUUAUAAAAGGACCUGUCUUUUCAGCUCAUGUCAGAUUUUGCAUAAUUUAUAAUACAUUCCUCCAUCAGUUGUGUCUCAACUAUGAACCAACAUCAAGCCAUAAUAGACUGCUCACAAUCAUUUAACACAGAUGUAACAGCUUUCCUCCCCUGAACUGCCCCCCACUCCCCAUUUCUUCCAGUCAUGACUUGGUUUUCAUGGAUUCUUUGUUCACUACUCAAACCAUUCACACAGAAUGGAAUAAAACUGUAUUCUUUUUAAAUUCCACACAUAAACGAGAUGCUGAAAAAGCCCUUGCCAUCUCUGACAGAAAAGCAGAUCAGCUCUGUUUCAUGAAUGACAGCACAAUUAAAGCUAAAAUAAUAUAAAAAUAAUUGGAAAAAAUCCCUUUUACUGUACACUCUCAAAGCAAGAAAGAGAAACAACAGUUUUGUUUUUUUCUGCUAGCCAGAAAAUGUGUUUCUAUUCAUUUGGGCUUUGAAGUUCAGUGUACCCCACAUCUGUGUGUCUGUGUGUGUAUGCGUGCCUAUGUGUGUGUAAUCUAGGCAGUGUGGAAGCCCCUAAUCUUUUCAUCUAGUUUGCCUAAUCAUUAAGCUACUUAACCAAUUAUAAUACUAUUAUGUCACAUUAAACAACUUUACAUAAUUGCUUCUUUGAAAUACUAGGAACACUGACACAUGUAUUUGGCUUGUAAAGGACUGAAAUAUUACAGAUAAUAUUAUCCAGCUUUUUUUUUUUUAAGAAUAUGGCUCUUAUUAAAUUGAUUUUGCGUUCCAGAGCUAAAGUCCCUUUUAAAACAUUUCUGAAGCUGACUUGUAGACGAGUAAAAAGGGUGAUGGACAAACAUGCGGGCACUAAGACCACAAGGCAUUCAUUUCCUCCUACGGUGGAUACGGACACCGGGAGGAGGAGAGCCCCAGAGAGAGGAGAUGGGAGCGGAGGCGCAGGCAAUGCUCAGCCCUGGAUGUAGCUGAGAGGCUGGGAGAGAGACAACCGCUGGAGACCAAGCGGCGUGGGGAAGACCUAGGGGGGUGGGUGGGGGAAGCAGACAGGAGAACACUCGAAAUCAAGCGCUUUACAGAUUAUUUUAUUUUGUAUAGAGAACAUUAGCGACUCCGAAGAUCAGCCCCAAAGAACAUGUCAGGGUUGACUUUACAAGAAUACGAAUUCGAAAAGCAGUUCCAACAGAAUGAAGCCAUCCAAUGGAUGCAGGAAAACUGGAAGAAAUCUUUCCUGUUUUCUGCUCUGUAUGCUGCCUUUAUAUUCGGUGGUCGGCACCCAAUGAAUAAACGAGCAAAGUUUGAACUGAGGAAGCCAUUAGUGCUCUGGUCUCUGACCCUUGCAGUCUUCAGUAUAUUCGGUGCUCUUCGAACUGGUGCUUAUAUGGUGUACAUUUUGAUGACAAAAGGCCUGAAGCAGUCAGUUUGUGACCAGAGUUUUUACAAUGGACCUGUCAGCAAAUUCUGGGCUUAUGCAUUUGUGCUAAGCAAAGCACCCGAACUAGGAGAUACAAUAUUCAUUAUUCUGAGGAAGCAGAAGCUGAUCUUCCUGCACUGGUAUCACCACAUCACUGUGCUCCUGUACUCUUGGUACUCCUACAAAGACAUGGUUGUCGGGGGAGGUUGGUUCAUGACUAUGAACUAUGGCAUGCACGCCGUGAUGUACCCUUACUAUGCCUUGCGGGCGGCAGGUUGCCGAGUCUCCCGGAAGUUUGCCAUGUUCAUCACCUUGUCCCAAAUCACUCAGAUGCUGAUGGGCUGUGUGGUUAACUACCUGGUCUUCUGCUGGAUGCAGCAUCACCAGUGUCACUCUCACUUUCAGAACAUCUUCUGGUCCUCACUCAUGUACCUCAGCUACCUUGUGCUCUUCUGCCAUUUCUUCUUUGAGGCCUACAUCGGCAAAAUGAGGAAAACAACAAAAGCUGAAUAGUGUUGGAACUGAGGAGGAAGCCAUAGCUCAGGGUCAUCAAGAAAAAUAAUAGACAGAAGAAAAUGGCACAAGGAAUCACACGUGGUGCAGCUAAAACAAAACAAAACAUGAGCAAACACAAAACCCAAGGCAGCUUAGGGAUAAUUAGGUUGAUUUAACCCAGUAAGUUUAUGAUCCUUUUAGGGUGAGGACUCACUGAGUGCACCUCCAUCUCCAAGCACUGCUGCUGGAGGACCCCAUUCCCUCUUUAUCUGUCAACUCUAGGACAAGGGAGAACAAAAGCAAGCCAGAAGCAGAGGAGACUAAUCAAAGGCAAACAAAGGCUAUUAACACAUAGGAAAAAAAUGUAUUUACUAAGUGUCACAUUUCUCUAAGAUGAAAGAUUUUUACUCUAGAAAUUGUGCGAGCACAACACACACAAUCCUUUCUAACUUUACGGACACUAAACUGGAGCCAAUAGAAAAGAUAAAAAUGAAAGAGACACAGGGUGUAUAUCUAGAACAAUAAUGCUUUUGCAGAAACUAAAGCCUUUUUAACAAGUGCCAGCUGCUGUAGACCCCAUGAGAAAAGAUGUCUUAAUCAUCCUUAUGAAAACAGAUGUAAACAACUAUAUUUCAACUAACUUCAUCUUCACUGCAUAGCCUCAGGCUAGUGAGUUUGCCAAAACCAAAGGGGACAAAUACUUCCCCAAGAUUCUUCCUGGGAGGAUGGAAACAAUGCAGCCCAGGUCCCAUGGGGGCAGCUCCAUCCCAGAGCAUUUCUGAUAGUUGAACUGUAAUUUCUACUCUUAAAUGAGAUAUGAAGCAUUAAUCUUUUGUUCAGUUGCCCCGGGCUUUUGAACAGAAGAGUAAAUACAGAAUUGAAAAAGAUAAACACUCAA